CAUGGCGGCUCUCUGUAGCCGCAGCAGCAGGUUCGCUUCCGCUGUUAAAAAAGUAGGAAGUUGUCUUUUUCAGUCCGUUUUUGUCGCACAGGCGGCGAAGUGUGGACACAACAUGGACACUGACAGACCAACAAAGCUGGAGUUUGCUGUGCAGAUGACAUGUGACACUUGUGCACAGAAGGUCAGAGCUGCUCUGGAGGGAAAACCAGGAGUGAAGUCGUUCAGCAUCGAUGUGAGCAGGGAGGAGGUGUUGGUGGAAUCCGCUCUGACCAUCGCUCAGGUUCAGGCUAUGAUUGAAAGCACCGGACGCAGAGCCGUGUUAAAGGGCAUCGGAGGAUCAGAGCGAGACUUGGGUACAGCUGUGGCCAUGUUGGCCGGUGCAGGAAACAUCCAGGGUGUGGUGCGUUUCCUGCAGUUAUCGACGGAGCGCUGUUUGAUUGAUGGAACCAUCGAUGGGUUGGAGCCUGGACUCCACGGCCUCCAUGUUCACACCCUGGGCGACCUCACACAGGACUGCAACAGUUGUGGGGAGCACUUUAACCCCUGUGGAAGACAACACGGUGGUCCAGGAGACCCUGAAAGGCAUGCAGGUGAUCUGGGAAACAUCGUUGCCGAGGCAGAUGGCAGAGCCUCAUUUAGACUAGAAGACACUCAACUAAAGGUAUGGGAUGUGAUUGGCCGGUCACUGGUGGUGGAUGCGGGGGAGGAUGACUUGGGCCGUGGCGCUCACCCUCUCUCCAAACAGACGGGAAACUCUGGGGAAAGAUUGGCCUGUGGAAUCAUUGCUCGAUCUGCCGGUCUUUUCCAAAACCCCAAACAGAUCUGUGCCUGUGACGGGGUCACACUGUGGGAAGAGAGAGACAGGCCGAUAGCUGGAACAGGUCGAAGCAAGGCCAACACAGAGACUCCAGCAGCAAAUCUGUGAACGCUAAUGAGCAAGAGAAAUGCAGUGGACAUUUUUGUUGAGUCAGAGGCGAGGAAGUCAGAGCACUUAGGGAUACAUAUCCCAAACUGAAAGAAAAUCAAAGUAAAAUGUGUCGAUUUUCCUGAAAAUAUUCUCUUUGUGAAGAAAUCAAAUGCUCCUGCAGUUGCACUUAAUGUCCUCAGAGGGUUUUCAAAAGCACUAAAGCUGAUUAAAACACGCAGAGGUGUUGUAAAUGUCGCAUCUGAUUAGCUACAACUCCAUUACUGCUGUUUUAUAUUUGUUUAUCCAGUUUGCCUUUGACACAACAAUCUCAUCACCGUCAAUAUUGAUGCGCUCGUAAGAUCCGAGGUUUCCAUUUUGGCUGUGUCCUGGUAAAUAAAUAAGUGCGUUUAGUUUGCCGUUAAAGUGUCCGAGUUAAUUACGCCAGCCUCUUAAGGAGCAUAGCAGUUAAAAAUGCUACAUCCUGUUUCUCUCUCUCAGCAGCUCAGCCGCACCACUCUGAGCACUGGUUCACCUGUUGAUUUGUGGGAAAAGAUAAGAGUAGCUCAGCUACUAUUGAAGAAAAUUUGUUAUGUAUUUUCAUAAUUUAUACAGUAUUUUGGAGAAAAGUUAACACAAAAAAAGAAAAGUUCUUCCUCGUGUUGUGUCCCAAACCCCCUCCAAAAUGUAUUGGAACAUCCACAAAACGUCAUGGGUUCUUCUUCAUGUUAUGUACUAACAUGAAGGUUGUCCCUCAACAAAACUUCAUAGGUUCUUCAGGUUAUGUACUAACCCUUUGCAGAAUAACAUGGGUUCUUCCUUAGGUUGUCCCAACCCUCAACAAAACCUCAUAGAUCCUUCUUCAGGAUAUGUCCCAACUCUUUGCAGACUUUCAUAGGUUGUUCCUUGUGCCAAACCCUCAACAAGAUUUAUUGGAAUCUUCCACGUGUUGUGUCCCAAACAUCCACAGAACUCCAUAGAUUCUUCUUCAGGUUGUGUUCCAACCCUUUACAAAAUUUCAUAGGUUUUUAUUUGGGUUAUGUCCCAACCCUUUGCAGAAUUCGAUGGGUUCUUCCUUAGUUUGUCCCAACCCUCAACAAAAUUUCAGAGGUUCUUCUUCGGGUUAUGUCCCGACCCUUUGCAGACUUUCAUAGGUUGUUUCUUGUGUCGUGUCCCAAACCCUUGGCAAGACUUCUUGGGAUCUUCCUCGUGUAAUGUCCCAAACAUCCACAAAACUUCAUGGGUUCUUCUUUAUGUUAUGUUCCAACCCUCAACAAAAUUCCAUAGGUUUGUCUUUGGGUUAUGUUCCAACCCUCAACAAAAUUUCAUAGGUUCUACUUCAGGUUAUGGCCCAACUCUUCCCAGACUUUCAUAGGUUCUUCCUUGUGUCAUGUCCCAACCCCUCAACAAGUUUUCUUGGAAUCUUCCACAUGUAAUGUCCCAAACAAAUCCACAGGUUCUUCUUUAGGUUAUGACCCAACCCUUUGCAGAAUUUAAUGGAUUCUACCUUGGGUUAUGUCCCAACCCUUUGC
Molecule: messenger RNA, 2436 nt
Organism: Solea senegalensis (Senegalese sole)
Lineage: Eukaryota; Metazoa; Chordata; Actinopteri; Pleuronectiformes; Soleidae
Product: copper chaperone for superoxide dismutase-like
Exons: 8
Coding region: 2-925 (307 amino acids)
Biological process (GO): removal of superoxide radicals
Molecular function (GO): copper ion binding
Source: RefSeq, a predicted model, not a curated record